Athene cunicularia (burrowing owl) is the source of this 4621-nucleotide messenger RNA. It is a transcript of the gene OPN3, whose product is annotated as opsin 3. The transcript is spliced from 4 exons. The record is from RefSeq and is a predicted model, not a curated record. Lineage: Eukaryota; Metazoa; Chordata; Aves; Strigiformes; Strigidae. Gene Ontology annotation, cellular component: membrane; photoreceptor outer segment. Bases 698 to 1519 code for a protein of 273 amino acids. Gene Ontology annotation, molecular function: G protein-coupled receptor activity. Gene Ontology annotation, biological process: G protein-coupled receptor signaling pathway.
AUAUCAGGGUAGGAAAGGACACUCAAAGUAACCCAGUGUCUUCCAGAUGGGACUCCUUCAGCAAUGUAACACUCUGCUUUCCUGGUUGUUCUUUGAUAUGCAAAGAUUUCCAGGAAAUCUUUAAAGAACUUGGAGUUCUGUUCAUUUUGUUCACAUCAGAUGCUUUCAGUUGUUUAAGGCUUUCUUUGACUUCAGUCUCAACUCUGAAUUCCCUAGGUUUCUAAGAGAUUGUUUUAUUGCUGAUUAUAACAUUUCUAUAUAACAGCUUUUUCUUCAAAAAAAUCCCAAACAAACAACAAACAAACCAAACCCCUAAAACAAACCCCAUAACAAUUGCCCCUCUGAAGCAUGAUCUCUUGCUUAAUGAAGCAGCAUUUAGGAAGAAGUGUUAGUUGUUUGGAUUUUUUUCUUUUUUCCCCACGUCCUACUUCCUAGCCAUUGUACUUCAUGGAUCAGAUGCCAGCACCCUGCUCUGGGUAGUUCUGAAGUUACUGAUACUAUCUGAGUUAGUAGUUAGUGAGUAAUGGCAUGUCACCUAAAAAGCUUAUUGGUGUUAGAUUUAGGAUAUAAACUAGCUUAUUCUGAGUUAAUCUGCUACUACAGGAAACAUUUAUCAAGAGGACUUCAGUCCAAUUUGCCCUAUUUGUGAAUGGUGUAACUGACUUUCUUUGUUUUUCGUACAGGAAUUGUUUCAAUUAUGACUCUCACUGUUCUUGCCUAUGAACGCUACAUUCGAGUAGUCCAUGCAAAAGUGAUUGACUUCACUUGGUCUUGGCGUGCUAUCACAUACAUCUGGCUCUACUCAUUAGCCUGGACAGGAGCACCUCUUUUGGGCUGGAACAGAUACACAUUGGAAAUUCAUGGAUUAGGGUGCUCAGUGGACUGGAAGUCAAAAGACCCCAAUGACACCUCCUUUGUGCUCCUUUUUUUCCUUGGCUGUCUAGUAGUACCUGUUGGGAUCAUGGCCUAUUGCUAUGGCCAUAUUCUGUAUGCAGUAAGAAUGCUUCGCUGUGUGGAAGAUUUCCAGACUGUUCAAGUGAUUAAACUUCUAAAAUAUGAAAAGAAGGUGGCUAAAAUGUGUUUCUUAAUGAUCUCUACAUUCCUUAUUUGUUGGAUGCCCUAUGCAGUGGUCUCCCUCCUGGUAACAUAUGGCUACAGCAACCUUGUAACUCCAACAGUAGCUAUCAUUCCAUCUUUCUUUGCCAAGUCAAGCACUGCUUAUAAUCCAGUCAUCUAUAUCUUCAUGAGUAGAAAGUUUCGACGGUGUCUUUUGCAACUCCUGUGCUUUCGAUUGAUGAGAUUCCAGAGGACUGUGAAAGAGAUACCAGCAACGGGGAAUGACAAACCAAUACGACCAAUAGUUAUGUCUCAGAAAGGAGGGGACAGGCCUAAGAAGAAAGUGACUUUCAGCUCUUCUUCUAUCAUUUUUAUUAUCACCAAUGAUGACACUCAGCAAAUAGAUGACGACAGUAAAUACAAUGGGACAAAAGUAGAUGUCAUCCAAGUAAAGCCAUUGUAGGGAUGAGCUGAAGAGAUGUGAGAAUGAGAUGGACUUCAGCCAGUAGACUGUUCAGGUUGGAGACCAGUUUCAGUGGCAGUGGUGGUCAGACUGCCAAGGGAAACCACAUUCUUAAGCUGUGAAAUACUGAAGGGAUUCUGCAUCUGAAGCUCUUUAGGCAGUUCAGUUUCGGUCACAGUACUGAAAUCUCUGCAUCUGUGCCAAAAUUGCUGAUGAUGUCUUUACUCUGAAUUUUCUUAAAGUAUAUUGUAGGAUCGCCAUUCAGGAGAACUUGGUCAGGCUGGAGGAAUGCACUGACAGAAAUGUUACGAAGUUCAGCAAGGACAAGGGCAAAGUCCUGUUCUUGAGAAGGAAGAAGGAUGCUGCAGCACAGGAGGCUGGGCCCUGGCUGCCUGGGAUGCAGCUUUGUGGAAAAGGAGCAGGGCAUGAUCCUGCAGUGUGCCCUGGCAGAAAGGAAGGACCUCAGCAUCCCAGCCUGUACUGACAGGAUCAGAGCCAGUAGUCUGAAGUGAUUAUUCCCUUGACUCAGCCCUCACUAGAUCACAUCCAGUUUUGGGAUUCCAAUACAAGAAAGACAUCUGUAAAUUGGGGUGAGAUCAGGCUAGUCCCCCAAGAUUGUCAGGGGUUGUAGUACUUGGCCUAUGAGGAGAGGCUGGGGGAGCUGCACUUGGAGAAUGAGAUAAAACCUCUUCAGGGAAACCUGAUAGCAACCCUCCAGCAGAGACCAAUAGGUCUUCAACAUGAUGGAACUAGGUUCUUCAGGGUUACUCAUAGUGGAAGGACUACAGACAACAAGCAUGAACUGAAACAAGAGAGAUUUGGAUGGGCUAUAAGGCAAAUUCAGCCCAAGAACAGCCAAGCAGUUGAACAAGUCAGGCUAGAGAUUUCCUGAGGUUCCUUCCAGCUUCAGUCAUCCUGUGAUCCCUGAACUGCCACCAUUCCCAGUGGUUAUCAGGGAAGAAGGAGGAAUGUUUGAAGUUGUCUGUACUUAGUUGGUCUGAAUUGGUGCUUUUCAGUGUUGAGGGUGGGAAAAGUGGUGUCUGGGGUUAUGGUUAAACCAGCAGCCCCAGAAAGCUGUCCCUGUGUACUCAGCAAGCCAUUCACAUGGUGCUACCUCAUAGGACCUCUGAGCUACAUAGUGAAGAAAAUCAUGCAAAUCAAAGCACCAAUGAAAAAAGGGAAUGGAAGAGGAAGAUGGUUAGCAUUAACAUUUGGACCAUUAGCUGUUCCUGAAGUAAGAGAAAUGCAGAAAUAACAAAGAGGAGGAAGAGAAAGUGUGAAGGGCAAAAGGAUAAGAAGAGAUGAGAAGGUUACAUUAUGAACAUUUAAAAUAAACUAGCUGGCAAGAACUUUCAUGAUUCUGUCAUGCAAAGGGAAAUGGCAGGUAUGGUGAGUACCAUGAUAGCCUCAGAGACAAUUAAUUUCUCUUAAUGAUGUUUCAUUAAUUUAAUGCAUUACAGGAAAAAUGCAUAUGACGAUUUCGCUAGAAUGCCAUUUGUAACCUUCAAAUGCAGGAGCCUCGGUUACAUUGCCUCCCAGCAGCUGGUGCGUUAAGACUCUGUUGGGAGGCAGUUCUGCAUCUCCUUCAUGCUGGGAAAAGGAUCCUCUCUCACCCUGUGUUUUGAGGCAGUCAUGAAUCCUGAAGCUUGUCCACUGAUAUGCCAGUGCAGGGGCUUCUGCUGGUGGCCCAAAUCCCAUGGAAACAAGAAACCAUGGGAUGUGUGGGGUAGAUCUGCUCCACAGCCUUGUGACCUUCCUCCUUUUUUCAACUCCCAGAAGCAGCUAGAUUUAUACUAUAUGUAUCUGACUUCAUGCAGAAGAGUCAAGUCUUAUACUGUUAAGACAUUAUCUUUUAUCACUAUGAUUACGUCAAGAGAUCAGUAUUCACAAGCUUUAUUCUUUGUGCUCCUGUCCUUUGCAUAACAGCAGUAUCCUGAUGCUGUUUCUUGCUCAAGUACUGCAGCAACUAAGUGAAAUGGAUAUCGAAGCACUAUAUUGUGCCAAACCAUCCAGAAAGAACAGCCUUUAAGAAUACAUUUAUCCUUGGCUUAUAUAAACGACCUUCAGCUCAAGAAUGGAAUUUGAGUGUAUGAUGUUCAGAGGUAAGAGAUGAGAAAAAUCUGACUAUGAUGGUGGCAGAUUUCACAAACUCGUAUUUGAUCCACAUAUAAACAUCUCAGUUUGAAAAUAACUGUUGUCAGGUAUUUCUUUUUCAGUCUAUUUUACCACAGUAAAGGAGCCUUAUUUUUGCCUCUCCUUAAGGAAAAGAGGAGGAGGGGGGUGAGGCUGGAACAAUUCCAGAGGGUGGGGAUGCCCAUUCCUACUGCUAUUAAAGGUUAGGAGUAGGUGCCCCUUUUGAGUUGGAUGGGUACUUGCACAUGCCCCAGUCCCUCCCUCGGUGGCAGCAAAAGCAGGAUGAAAAGCCGGAGGGAGAAGUGCACAGCUGACCUCCCUUUCUUCUGCCACAGGCAAGUGCUGCAGCCUCUUCGUUCCAAUUGUCUGACACCCAAGGCUGCUUUGCCUGCUGUUCUGGCCUGGCUCUGCAUUUCAUCUAUCCAGCUCAAGCUGAACGUUAUGAAUGCCUUUCUCUCUCUCCCUCUUUACCAGAUUAGUAUUGAAGAAUUACUUGUAACGCAUUAAAGCUGAAGAGGAAAUUAAAUCGAUUUUCAGUACAAAUUAGAAUGCAGGUUAUUAGCAACAGACUUGGCAUCAAACGCUGCCUGGACCUGGCUCUUCAGCCUCUCAUUUCGUUACAUUUUCAACAGUGUUUGCGCUCCCUCUUGUGGUUUGCUCAGCCCGGUGCUAGUUGAUAGAAGAAUGUGCCUGGCCUUCUAAAAACCUGUUUUCAUUACAUAUUUCCUCUGCAUAUGGGAAGAUUCGCUGUUUUGCGUCUAUUAUAUUUUGUUUAUAUUGCAUAUACUUCUGUCUUUGAAAAUUACGGGAAAUAGAUAUCUGUAAAUAAUAGGAAACCUUGCCUGUCACAGUGAUAAUUUGAGGACCUUAUGUCUGCACGUUCUGGAGAACGCAGCCAGAUAGAAGGCUGGUUGUAUAGAUUGUGUAGGCAUGGUGCUGGAGCAGCAUAUUAAAGUGCUUCUAAAUCCA